UCAGCGGUGAGCAUGACAUACAAAUCCCCUUAAUUCUUCUUCCACUUGAGCUUGUCCUUGAAAACAACUUAGCACUAUAUAAAAAGCUAGCUACUUGUUGUUUUACAGGUAGUUUUGGGUGUACUAUCCACCUCAAUAUCCCUCACCAAUCUCUCAUUUUCUCCCACCAAACAUCAUUCCUCAGCAACUUCUAUCCUUCUUCAGUUUCAAGAAAACCACCAUUUUUUGUUUUAAUUUGUUUUCGAUGGAUCGAGUUUUAUUGAAACCUUGUAGUACUCAUGUUCUUUAUUUCAUCCUUUUAGUUUUUUAUGUGGCAAACUGGUCGAAUGUUGUAUCAGCAGCUACAUUUACUUUGAUAAACAAGUGCAACUAUAAUGUAUGGCCCGGAAUAUUAGCCAAUGCAGGUACCGCGAAGCUAGACAGCACCGGGUUCCAGCUCACACCGGGCGAUUCUCGAACAUUCCAGGCUCCACCAGGCUGGUCCGGCCGGUUUUGGGGCCGAACCGACUGCACUUUCGACGCGAACACGGGCCAAGGAACCUGCAAAACAGGCGACUGCGGAUCGAACCAGAUGGAGUGCAAUGGCGCAGGAGCGAACCCUCCCGCGACUCUAGCUGAGUUCACAAUAGGCUCGGAUUCUGGCCCAAGUACUCAGGACUUUUACGAUGUUAGCCUAGUAGAUGGCUACAAUUUGGCGAUGAUUAUUGAGGCCAGUGGCGGUUCAGGUGCUUGUGGAUCAACCGGUUGCAUAACUGAUCUGAACCGGUUGUGUCCGAAUGAGCUGAAAGACGGGGAUGGACAAGCGUGCAAGAGUGCUUGUGAGGCGUUUGGGAGCCCGGAGUAUUGUUGCAGUGGCGAGUAUGGUUCUCCGGACACUUGUAAGCCGUCCGUGUACUCGCAGAUCUUCAAGUCGGCGUGUCCGAGGUCUUAUAGCUAUGCUUAUGACGAUGCUACGAGUACUUUUACGUGUACGGGAGCGGAUUAUAUCAUCACAUUCUGCCCUUCUUCGCCUAGUCGGAAAUCUUCGAGAGAUUCAUCGACAAUGCCAAUGAAUACAGGAACAACGUCAGCUGGUUCGGGGUCGGGUUCGGGUUCAGGGUCACAAGAAACUCCAGGCAGUUCAUGGUUUCCUGAUUUUUCCAUCGGAGAUUCAUCGAGGACUAAUUCAAAUUUAGCCAUGCAAUUUACGUUAUUUACUUCCCUAGCCAGCUUUUUCCUUUUUAUCUCCAUGUUUUGAUUAAUUUGUUUGUGCACAUCAACGGUUGGCAUGAUUUUAAAUGCUGAUGUAAACCGUAUGAUCUCAAGUUUGUAAAGACAGAGGCGAUCUGUAAAUUGUAGAUAAUUCUUUGAUAUGAUUAAAUCAACAUCUGUGAAUUCGAGUUCCUAA
This is a messenger RNA of Daucus carota subsp. sativus, 1387 nucleotides long. RefSeq names its product thaumatin-like protein 1. Gene Ontology annotation, biological process: defense response. NCBI's taxonomy places the organism in Eukaryota, Viridiplantae, Streptophyta, Magnoliopsida, Apiales, Apiaceae. The transcript has 2 exons. Gene Ontology annotation, cellular component: extracellular region. The record is from RefSeq and is a predicted model, not a curated record. Bases 245 to 1237 code for a protein of 330 amino acids.